Messenger RNA from Cimex lectularius (bed bug), 923 nucleotides. RefSeq lists its product as uncharacterized. NCBI's taxonomy places the organism in Eukaryota, Metazoa, Arthropoda, Insecta, Hemiptera, Cimicidae. Bases 113 to 766 code for a protein of 217 amino acids. The transcript has 5 exons. The record is from RefSeq and is a predicted model, not a curated record.
GGUUAUAUGGGGGGAACUAGGACAGGUAUAUACAGCGGGCUUAGCAGUCAGAACCCUCAGUCCCAAGUCUCUUACUUACUUGUGUUUUACGUCCAAAACAAUAUAAGUCAACAUGCUACGCGUGUUAGCACUCCUUGUGCUAGGAGUCGUCAUGGUUUCGGCGCAGAGGCGACUGGCUCUUCCAGACCCGAGAAGUUGUGCUAACAGGGUAAGACACUCGACGUACAGAGAUGCGAGAGGGGUGGCUCAUUCGUACUUCUUCAGUUGGGAACACGCUCCGACCAGGAGUCUGGAAGUCGACUGGCUCGACGCCAGGAACAUUUGCAGAAGACACUGCAUGGAUGCCGUCUCUCUCGAGACCCCGCAAGAAAACGAAUUCAUCAAACAAAGGAUAGUCAGAGGAAACGUAAGGUACAUCUGGACAUCUGGAAGGAAAUGCAACUUCAACGGUUGUGACAGACCCGACCUCCAGCCCGCCAACGUCAACGGAUGGUUCUGGUCCGGCUCUGGAGCCAAGAUCGGCCCUACGACCCAGAGGAACACCGGUGACUGGAGUCACACCGGAGGAUACGGACAGGCCCAGCCGGACAACAGAGAAGCACCUCAGGGAAAUGACGAAUCUUGCUUGGCCAUCUUGAACAACUUCUACCAAGAUGGAGUGAAGUGGCACGACGUCGCUUGUCACCACUUGAAGCCCUUCGUCUGCGAAGACUCCGACGAACUUCUCAACUUCGUCCGCAGCCGUAAUCCCGGAAUCCGUCUUUAAACGAAACUCGUACCAAUUGAAAACCCACCCUGUCCAAAUGUACAUUCAAGCCCCUUCUAGUUUUUAAAUGUCUCUAGAUUUAUCUUUGUAUUAUUUAUCAACUUUUAUUUGCAACUUUUGUAUGUAAACAACUUUUAAAUUAUAUUUUACUAUUAAA